UUGCAUUUUUAUUUAUGGGUAGUAUUAUUUUUUAGAGGUAUGUGGCAUGAGCAUAGACUAAUAUGGCAAAUUACAUUUUUAGUGUGAGAACCUGUGAAGAUUUAUUUUGAAGGUCUUCACUUUCGUUCUUUCUUUCUUUCUAUUAUUACGUUUGAGAGACUUCGAGGUCUUUGUCUUUUAUUUUGGUAUUGCUUACUUCCGGUUGCAGUCCUUACAAGAGAGCUGUCUUCAGUUGGUGGAUAAAAUCUAACGAUGUGCUAAAGAAGGCUUUAACAAGAGUCAUUUCUUGAGGUGGGAUGUCUACGGAGAGUCGCGAUGGAAGGGUGUCUGUAAGUUUACCGUCGAUUUGCAUGGGACUUGAGCGAUGUCUGCUCUACAGAGAUGGUGGAACUGGAGUCUACUACCAAGCAAUGCCUGCAGUGGGACCGGAUGGGAAAAAUGUCAUGAAGUUGAUCCCUGUCCAGAAACUGAAUGGACAGUAUUUCCAGACACCAUUCAUUGCAGAAAGAGACAAUGUUGAACUACAGCUGAAGGUCCUAACAAAUCCUGUUCAUCCGUCUCCUGCCCCCUCAUUUCAGCUGCAGACUAGACUCUCCUCCAUUCAGCCCAUUGCAGAUAAACAGUAUGUCUUGACGACCCCGCCAGAUGUCAGCACUUUAUUUAACUCAGAAAAAGUUCAACACAGUGGUACUAAUGAAUUAUCCAAACUUGCUCCUAAGCAAGUGCAUGUUCCUCUUGCAACGUGCACAGUUUCUCAGUGUGCAGUACAGUUACCCCCUCAAACCAAUGGGCAGACCAUGGCGGUUGUCCAAAAGCUGCCUGUUACUGUAAAGUCACCUGUUCUCCCAAAUGGUCAUUGCCUUCAGAUCCCUCCUAAUGCGAAAGUUAGGACUCUCCCAGCCUCUGCACUCCCACCUUCCAUCAAAAGCCGGAUAAUGAAGUCUGUAAAUAACACCUUUAACAAUGAGAAGGGUCCACCGACAGUUGUGUUGGUGUCCCCUGUGAACUCUGUGAAGCUAAAUCCUGACCAACAAGUGUUGUUUGCCAACCAGAGUCAAAUACAGAAGGCCUUGUUUCAAAAUCAGGCUGCAAACUUUAUGACAAACCUACCUGUUUGUUCACAAUCCAUUAAAAAACCUAGUGAAGAUGUGAACGCUCCCAUUAAAUGGGUAGUUCAGGAGGGGACAGGUGCAUUUGCUCCAUGUCUUGUACCUGUAGCGUCAACAAGCAUGAACUCUGACUCCAAGAAUGUAGAGUCAGUCACCACAACAAAUGAAAUCGUGGCAAGCAAAGCCACGGCUGCUCAAAUCAGCCAAGAAAAGAUCACCCCAGGCAAGGACAAUGCCCUUGUCAUGUGCAAUGGGAAGGUCUACUUUGUGGCCAAAAAGAAUUCAGAGAUUGCUAGGGAUGUGAUGGUCAGUGAAGGUGUGAAAAGGGGGUUUAUCAGCACCUCUCCUGCUUUGCCCUUCAGCUCUGCUGGAUUAGACUCUUCUAAGGGUACUAAGGAGCGGAAUUUGAAAAUAAAUGUAAACGGUUGUACCCUAAAUGAAAUCAUUGAUCUUUGUGAUGAUGACGAGGAGAGUUCUACAUGCCUGGGAGGUUCCCCUGGCAAUUUGCCCACACCAAGUCAAACAGAGGUGGAUGAGAGUGAUGAAGACUCUAAUGUCAUAUUUGUAUCAUAUAUUCCACCAAAGUCAGAGACCCACUCUGGUGAGAAGGACACAAAUUCUGCCUCUCAGAACAAAAGGAAAGAAAUGGCAUGCUCAGAGAUGGAAAUGGCUGCAAAAUCUACCUCUCAGAAUGAAAGGGAAGAAACGGCACACACAGAGAUUGAAAUAAGCGCAAAAUCUGCCUCUCAGAACAAAAGGGAAGAAUCAGCACAUGAAGAGUUGGAAGUAGAUGAAGAUCAGGAAAAUCCUGCUGCUAGUGAGGGUGAUGAGAUGGAUGUGGAUGAGCAGGCCAAGGAAUCUGAAAUAGCUGAGAGAAACUUGAGUUUUCUAUCUGAAAAUGUGGAUAUGGAGGAUGAGGAAUUGGAGAGUGUAAGUCCAUCAAACCCUUCGUUGGCAGAGUCAAAAUGCCAAGAUCAUGCUGCCGUUGGUGAUACUGUCAGCAGUAAGAAUGCCGUGUGGGGACAGCUUAGUAAUGUUUGCGCUCAAGCCACUGAUAUUACUGAUAAGUCCUUUGGAAAUCCAGCCCCUGAUCAAGAUUGUCAACAGAAGAGCGACCUUCAGCUAAGACAAGAAUUUGGUAUAACCUCUGAUAUACAAAUUUGUAUGCAAAGAGUAAGUAAAACUGCACAGCCAGAUCUACAACCAGAGAAACUUGUGGUAAACAAACGCACAUUAGACGGCCUUCGCAAAUUGAUCCAGGAGUCACAGCUACAGGCAAAAAUCCAGCAGAUGAUUCAGGAGCCUCAAACAAAGAUAGAGGAGGAUAGAGGAAGGAACAAAGUCAGAAGAAAAAAGCUGGAGCAAAAUGGAAAGGAUGCGCAUCAAGAUGUUCCCUCACUCAGCACUAGAAACGUUUCACCUGCCUCUAAACACAGAGGCAAAAAGUCACAAAAUGUUUCCAUUUCUCCCAUUGAAAGUUUGGUUUCACAAACUUGUCAAGUUGAAGUUUGUUCAUCCCGUCAAAAUUCUGGAGACGUAGCAGAAUCUACAGCCGAUAAGGUUCAAAUGCAAAAUGAAAUUCCAGCUGAUAUUACUGGUAACACACGUUGUCAUACUCCCUCAUCAGAACAAACUGUAACACAGACUAGUCAAACCCUCUCACCUUCCUCUGCAACAAGAAAGACACCACCACGCUCAAAAAGAGGUAAGGUGUGCACGGCCUGUCCCUGUGGGACUGUGAUAGGGACUGCAGAGGCAACUAUUUCCCUCCAACCACAGGAGAGGCCGAACCCACCCACUGUUGUUGAGUCCCACAAGGAGACAAGGAGAAGCUGCUUAGAUAAAACGCCAGGGGAGAGCUGGCGACCUGAGACACAUCAACCAACAGGAGAUCAUGAUUCUGUUAAGAAAGCAGUGAAGAAACGGUUAUCAAGCAGUCCACAGAAUGGCAAAUCUUCGUCAAAAAAGUCUACAAGAGAAACCUCACACUCCAUCUCUUCACUUCAUAGUUUAGCAAACAUUACACAAUUGGAUGCCUUCUCUUCAUCCACUUGGCAGGACGGCAACCAGAUUGAGAUGUUUUCAAACGGAACAGAAUGCAGUACCACACCGAGCGGCCACACAUGGACUGAAAUGUCAGAACAAGACUCCAGCCAUACGCAAAUGGCAUCAAAUGAAACCAGCAUGUCAUCGCAUUCUUGGAAACAGCAGGGUCCCAAAGUAGACGAAUUGUCAACUCAAGAGUUGUACUCUGUAGAAGUGCUGGAUGCUGAGGAGAUAAAACGCCGUGAGAGAAUCAAACGCUUAAAGGAUCUUCUUAAGGAAAAGGAGGCUGCGCUGGAAAGGAUGCAACAAAGCAUGAAUUUUUAGUCAUGUUUGAUUCUGUUUAAAAGACUACGCCACAUGACAAGAACAUGAGAAUGACUGGGAAUACCACCAUCAAAUGUACAAGAAAUGUAUACAUUUUGCACAACAUCUUUGUUUGCUCUUAACUUUUUCCCCUUUUAAUAUGUAUUGCAAAUUUCAGUGUCAUAUUUUGUUGAAGCUUUGUUGUGUUCCCAAGUAGACUGUGUUAUGUGUUUCUUAUUUAUAGUUUGCAGUAUAUUUAAGCAACACUAGAUGCUGUCAUUUGUUUUUGUCAUCUUUAUGAUUGUAUUUUAGGUGCCUUUAUAUUUAUAAGUUGUUGGUAUGUUUUUUUUCUGUAGUUAAAUUUGUUAUACUACAGCUUAAUUUUUAAUUAAAAGAAAAAAACUCAAAUGCACUGUUAGUGUAAAUAAAAUACAUUUUGAGAAACUUGUUAGCUGUCCACAUUACAAAACAUAUUUUGGAAGUGGUAAUAUUACUAUUAUGUAUAGUGCAAAUACAUGUUUGCUUUAAGGACAUUUUACAAUAUUGAUUUCCAGGCCUUAAAAGGUCGUGGAAAUUUCUACAGUUAAUUGAAGUUGAGCUCAGUUCUAAAAUAUUAGCUGGAAAUGGCUCUUUAUGAGUGCUCCAGAUAAUUUGUACCUAAAAAAAAAAAAUAAAUAAUCCUUAUCCAGAAUGACAAUAUCCUGCAGUGAGAAUUGACAGCACAUGACCAUAGUAUCCUCUCUUUUAUUGUACCCUUCGUUGCAUACUUACUGUAUCGGGUGUUCUACAAACAAGAUUACAUUUUUUAAAUGGGAUUAGUAACGAUAUUUAUUUUUUGUGUUCAAGCUUCAUCAAACUGGUCAAAGUGCAGUCUUUUAACAGACGGCAUGUAGUCAGUACAUUUAAUCAUCUCACACCUUUAGGCAAGUUUUGGAGGUUAUUAGAUUAGACAACUAGUGUGCAACUAGAUUGCAAAAUAAUUGCCACAGAGCAUUGUGACGAGGAGGAGGGCGUGGCUGGGCCGUGAUGACGCACGCCAGGCGCUGAGUGGUCUAAUCAGCGGGAUAGAGACAAAGAGUGGCCAAAGCCGUUUCAAGAGAGACGAAAGUGUUGUGUGUGUGCGUCUUUGUUUUUGCUGCAAAACACUUUUAUGUUAUGUUUAAGUUAUGUUCGGUCAUUAAAGUUUACGUUGCUGUUCA
Myxocyprinus asiaticus (Chinese sucker) is the source of this 4657-nucleotide messenger RNA. RefSeq lists its product as uncharacterized. Gene Ontology annotation, molecular function: nuclear retinoic acid receptor binding. The record is from RefSeq and is a predicted model, not a curated record. The coding region runs from base 297 to 3479 and encodes 1060 amino acids. The transcript has 5 exons. Lineage: Eukaryota; Metazoa; Chordata; Actinopteri; Cypriniformes; Catostomidae. Gene Ontology annotation, biological process: regulation of DNA-templated transcription.